AUGAAGGAGGAGGGCGACUGGAGCAGCGAGAGGCGGCGGCCGCCGCACGGCAGCACCACGUCCGAUGGCCGAUCUGUCAUUCCGGAAUGGGCUUCACUUCCACCGGAGCUCGUCGAAAGAAUCGCCGACUGCGUCCUCUCCACCACCGGCGGCGUCGACGCCUACAUGGACAUGAGAGCGGUCUGCCCCAGCUGGCGCUCCGCCAUCGCCAAGCCAUCUCCGCUCGCCGGAGUCACCGACCUCCGUUUCCGGUCGCGGCAUUGGGUCAUGGUCGACCUGAAAUCCAAGAACCACGACAACGACGCCCGCCUCUUCCUCCACGCCCCCACCGGGCGCUUCCGCCGCCUGCGCCUCCCGGUGCUCCGCGACCACCUAGUUCUCGGCGCAUCUGAUGGGCUCAUUAUUCUCAGGAGCAGGGAGCGCCCGGACUUGACCGGCGUUCGUGUCCUCAACCCCUUGACAGGCGACAUGCUCCAAUUUGCUGCGCCAUUAUGGGAACAUUUAGGGUCUGCUGAUGAAUUUCUUACGGCACUGAGCGGCCCCCCUAGCUUGACGAUGGUCGUGUGGCGGGACUGGGAAUGGAGAUGGCACACAGUUAUACAUGGAGAUCCAACCAGCGCCGAGUUUACCGAGGAGGAAGCUGGAGGAAGCUUGCUGGCUAGCAUGGUUACCUUCCAAGGCAACAUCUACUAUGCCGACACCAAUGGACGCGUAUUCCAGUUUGUCGCACAAGCAGAGCAGUGUGACCAUAAAUUUGUAGUCAUAGCCCAGAUGCCACUACACAUGGACAUACAUUUAGACAGAGGUGACAGCGCACCAUCCUAUCUUGUGGAGUCUGCUGGAGAACUGCUGCUAGUACGCCAUUUUGACGAAACCUUGAAAGUUUUCAGAGUCGACAUCAAGCGCAAGAUGUUGGAGGAGGUGAAAAGCAUUGGCAGCUGCUGUGCGCUGUUCCUUGGCGACGAGAGGUGUGUGUCUGUGGAUGCGGAUAAGCUUCCAUCCAUCGACGGUGACUGCAUAUACAUGUUCAAUUGGGUGGACAUUUCGGAGCAGGUGUAUAGCCUAAGGGACAACAGGAUGGAGCUUAUCUCUAAUGAGCCGAAGCUCCGUGCCAACAAACAUCCCCCAAAAAGUUUUCACGAGGCACCCUGGUUUGAUUCGUGGAGAUUUGAGACUAGUGCCAACAACCAUCAGCUCCGCCCUCUCAGUCUUAUUCAGGUUCUCCUCGACUACUGCAACGACGCUACGCACUUCUAUAAUGUUUAA
Molecule: messenger RNA, 1266 nt
Organism: Lolium rigidum
Lineage: Eukaryota; Viridiplantae; Streptophyta; Magnoliopsida; Poales; Poaceae
Exons: 1
Coding region: 1-1266 (421 amino acids)
Source: RefSeq, a predicted model, not a curated record